Messenger RNA from Fraxinus pennsylvanica, 2952 nucleotides. The record is from the annotation of a GenBank genome assembly. Lineage: Eukaryota; Viridiplantae; Streptophyta; Magnoliopsida; Lamiales; Oleaceae.
AUGAAGACUGUCACUACCGCCAGUGAAGAGGAUGUCGUCGGUGAAAGUCAGCACCACUGGCACCACCACCAGCUAGGCACCAUGGAGAGAGAGAGCGGCAGCCCCCAAACACACACUGGCUCGUAUAUAUUGCACACACACGCUACUGUGUGUUACUGUGUGAGAGCCUUGGAAUCUUUACAAAGAAUUUGUUUUUGCUCAUUAAGUCACAUGGCCUGGACAGAAAACGAUGUUGGCAAUGAAAAAGGAAAUGACUCAACUGAUGAUCACAUCUUCUCGACAGAAGGGCAACCUUCUUCUGCCAGCAGAAGCUCUAUAGGCAUUAGUCAACCUAAGAAUAGUUUUGAAGGGAAAGAUGCUUUAUCCUAUGCCAACAUUCUCCGCUCCAGGAAUAAAUUUGUGGAUGCGCUUGCUGUCUACAAGAGUGUGUUGGAGGAGGAUAGUGAAAAUGUUGACGCCUACAUUGGCAAGGGGAUUUGUCUACAAAUGCAGAACUUGAAGAGGCUUGCAUACGAUAGUUUUUCAGAAGCUAUCCGGAUGGAACCGCAAAACGCAUGUGCGCUCACGCACUGUGGUAUCUUGUAUAAAGAUGAGGGUCAACUGGUGGAGGCUGCCGAGAUGUAUCAGAAAGCUCUAAAGGCUGAUCCUUCUUAUAAACUAGCUGCUGAAUGUUUGGCAAUCGUAUUAACAGAUCUUGGAACCAGCUUAAAGCUUGCUGGUAACACUCAGGAUGGUAUUCAGAAGUACUAUGAAGCUAUCAAAAUUGACCCACACUAUGCUCCUGCUUAUUACAACCUUGGUGUUGUCUAUUCUGAAAUGAUGCAAUAUGACACUGCCCUAAACUGCUAUGAGAAAGCUGCUAUAGUGAGACCCAUGUAUGCUGAAGCAUAUUGCAACAUGGGCGUUAUCUAUAAAAAUCGUGGGGAUUUGGAGUCUGCAAUUGCCUGUUAUGAGAGGUGUCUUGCUGUCUCUCCAAACUUUGAGAUUGCAAAAAAUAACAUGGCAAUUGCUUUGACUGAUUUGGGCACAAAGGUCAAAUUGGAGGGUGACAUCGACCAAGGUGUGGCAUAUUAUAAGAAAGCACUGUAUUAUAAUUGGCACUAUGCUGAUGCCAUGUACAAUCUAGGGGUUGCUUAUGGAGAAAUGCUGGAAUUUGACAUGGCAGUUGUAUUCUACGAACUUGCUUUCCACUUCAAUCCCCACUGUGCAGAGGCAUGUAAUAAUUUAGGAGUGAUAUACAAGGAUCGGGACAACCUUGACAGAGCAGUAGAAUGUUACCAGAUGGCUUUAUCAAUCAAACCUAACUUCUCUCAGUCAUUAAAUAAUCUUGGAGUAGUCUACACUGUCCAGGGAAAAAUGGAUGCUGCUGCCAGCAUGAUAGAGAAAGCUAUUGCAGCAAAUCCUACAUAUGCAGAAGCAUAUAAUAAUUUAGGGGUUCUUUAUAGAGACGCAGGGAACAUAGGUUUGGCAAUUGAUGCAUAUGAACAGUGCCUUAAAAUAGAUCCUGAUUCUCGCAAUGCAGGCCAGAAUCGGUUGCUUGCAAUGAACUACAUAAAUGAGGGAAAUGAUGAUAAACUAUAUGAGGCACACAGGGACUGGGGUUGGCGCUUUAUGAGGUUAUUUUCACAGUAUAAAUCAUGGGACAACACAAAAGAUCCAGAGAGGCCUAUUGUUAUCGGAUAUGUGUCACCUGACUAUUUUACUCAUUCUGUAUCGUAUUUCAUUGAAGCCCCACUCUUCUACCACAACUAUGCAAACUACAAUGUGGUUGUUUAUUCUGCUGUUUUAAAGGCAGAUGCAAAAACUAACAGAUUUAGAGACGGUGUCUUGAAAAAAGGAGGGACAUGGAGAGAUAUCUAUGGGAUUGAUGAGAAAAGAGUUGCUAGUAUGGUUAGAGAAGAUAAGGUUGAUAUCUUGGUGGAACUUACUGGUCAUACAGCAAACAACAAGUUGGGUAUGAUGGCUUGCCGACCUGCCCCUGUUCAGGUGACUUGGAUUGGCUACCCAAAUACCACUGGUUUGCCUACCAUUGAUUAUAGGAUCACUGAUGAACUAGCCGAUCCUCCUGAUACAAAACAGAAGCAUGUUGAGGAGUUAGUUCGAUUACCAGAAUCUUUUCUAUGUUACACACCCUCCCCUGAAGCAGGGCUUGUGUCUCCAACUCCUGCUCUGUCCAACGGCUUUGUUACAUUUGGUAGUUUUAACAAUCUUGCAAAGAUAACACCUAAAGUACUGCAAGUCUGGGCAAGAAUUCUAUGUGCUGUUCCAAAUUCCCGGCUUAUUAUAAAGUGUAAGCCUUUUUCUUGUGAUAGUUUGAGGGAGCAAUUUCUUUCGACACUGGAGAAGUUGGGAUUAGAAUCUCAGCGUGUUGAUCUUCUGCCUUUAAUUCUUCUCAACCAUGACCAUAUGCAAACAUAUUCUUUAAUGGACAUCAGCUUGGACACUUUUCCUUACGCAGGAACAACUACCACAUGUGAAUCUCUUUACAUGGGAGUUCCGUGUGUUACCAUGGGAGGUGCAGUACAUGCCCAUAAUGUCGGCGCGAGUCUCCUCACCACAGUUGGAUUGAGCAAUCUGGUUGCCAAGAACGAAGAUGAAUACGUGCAGCUGUCACUACAGCUGGCCUCUGACAUUACUGCCCUUUCAAGCUUGAGAAUGAAACUGCGGGACCUAAUGCUGAAGUCUCCUCUUUGUGAUGGAUCAAAAUUCACCCAAGGCCUGGAGUCUACAUACAGGAAAGUAUGGCGGAGAUAUUGUACGGGGGACGUGCCAUCUUUGAGGCGUAUGGAAUUGCAGCAACCACAGGUUGUUUCUGAGACAACUGACAAUUUUGCUGACCCAACAAUUGUGAAUUCUGAAAACAACCCCCCUGGACCAAUUAAGACGAAUGGCUUUAACCCAGGGUCAUCUUCAUUUGGCAACACUCCAGCUGGAAAGGAAGCAGUUGAAUGA